Messenger RNA from Lachancea lanzarotensis, 450 nucleotides. RefSeq names its product LALA0S01e06920g1_1 (gene AIM11). Gene Ontology annotation, cellular component: mitochondrion. The transcript is spliced from 2 exons. Lineage: Eukaryota; Fungi; Ascomycota; Saccharomycetes; Saccharomycetales; Saccharomycetaceae. The record is from RefSeq and is a predicted model, not a curated record. Bases 1 to 450 code for a protein of 149 amino acids.
AUGACUACAGAGCUGCAGCUCACCACCAAACAGAUAUCUGUGUUCUCUGAGGAGUACAAACAGCGCCGGAAACAACAAAUGAUGCGGUUUUUCGGCGCUACCGUAUUCACGCUAAUUUCUGCUCGUCUUGCGUUCAGAGGAGUUCAAUCUCGCAAAUAUGUACCCCACAUGUUCCAGCUCAAUAAUAAACCACCGCUGUACUCAUUCCAAGGCGAAGCCGUUAGUGCUCUUGCUUUUGGAACUGGGCUUUCUACGGGCUCGUUUGGAAUGCUGGUGUUUGGAUCGUGUUGGUUGGCUGAUAUUUCAUCGCUAGCCGAAUUCACGAUCAAAGUGAGAAAACUGAUGGGUGAUCCUUCUUCUGCCUAUGACAUGGCAGACCAGCCGAUCGAUCCAGAAACUCAAAAAGUUGCAAAGGCUCUUGAGGAUCUGCUCGAAAGCGCAAAACGCUAG